Molecule: messenger RNA, 3606 nt
Organism: Talaromyces stipitatus ATCC 10500
Lineage: Eukaryota; Fungi; Ascomycota; Eurotiomycetes; Eurotiales; Trichocomaceae
Product: UDP-glucose,sterol transferase, putative
Exons: 7
Coding region: 1-3606 (1201 amino acids)
Biological process (GO): carbohydrate metabolic process
Molecular function (GO): hexosyltransferase activity; UDP-glycosyltransferase activity
Source: RefSeq, a predicted model, not a curated record
AUGGCUCUGCCGCAUCCAUCCGGUGGGCACACCGGUAGGGCAGCCAGCUAUGACUUGUCGCAGAUACCUACGCAUGAAGACUUUUCGGUUGGGGAGGAAAUACCGAUGCCAGUGUACAGUAAGGUUUAUGGGCGUAUGGACCUUGCCAAUGAGGGCCUGAAAACUCAAGCUUCGAUAAACGACGAGGGUCGAGUUAAUAUUGAUAUCGAUGAGCCCACGUCGCGACUGCGGGCCAUGUUCAAAUUGCCCACGUUCGGAACUCGUUCAAGAGCAACCACGGUUACUGCACCGAUUCUGCCCUCGCGAGACAGGCCACGCGACCAGAAUCCUCCGCCUUUGAAUAUUGUGAUACAGGUUGUUGGAUCCCGCGGUGAUGUUCAACCAUUCAUUGCACUCGGACGAGUUUUGAAAUUCCACCAUGGCCAUCGAGUUCGACUAGCAACACAUGAAAGUUUCCAGGGCUUCGUCGAGGAGAAUGGAUUGGAGUUCUUCAAUAUAGGCGGUGACCCAAUGGAGUUGAUGGCUUUUAUGGUCAAAAACCCGGGACUUAUGCCAGGCUUCGAUGCGCUCAAAAACGGCGAUAUUCGUCGACGCCGAAUGGAGAUUGCGUCGAUCAUCUCAGGCUGCUGGAGGUCGUGCUUUGAAGCUGGAGAUGGUACUGGUAUGCCUGUUUCGGACCGGAACACCGAUUUGAAAAACUUUCAUGGAGGGAAUGUUCCAUUUGUUGCUGAUGCGAUCAUUGCCAAUCCCCCAAGCUUUGCUCAUGUGCAUUGCGCAGAGAAACUUGGGAUACCGCUUCAUAUAAUGUUCACCAUGCCAUGGUCGCCCACACAGGCGUUUCCGCAUCCACUUGCCUCGAUCAACCGUUCAAAUGCAGACGCCGGCAUUACGAAUUAUGUCAGCUAUGCAAUUGUGGAAAUGAUGACCUGGCAAGGACUGGGUGAUAUAAUUAAUCGCUUUCGUGAAAAGAGUCUAGGGCUCGCACCGAUUAGUCUGAUGUGGGCACCGUCGAUGAUAGCGCGGUUGAAGAUACCGCAUACAUAUUGUUGGUCACCUGCUCUGAUUCCCAAACCUAAUGAUUGGGGUAACCAUAUUGAUAUUGCUGGCUUCUACUUUCUUUCACUAGCGUCCAACUACACUCCUUCCGUUGACUUGGCCGCUUUUCUAGACGCAGGACCACCCCCCAUAUACAUUGGGUUUGGAUCGAUUGUGGUGGAUGACCCUAACCAUAUGACGCAACUAAUAUUUGAUGCUGUUCGUCUCACAGGACAGCGUGCCCUUGUGUCAAAGGGAUGGGGUGGUCUUGGAACAGAACAGCUAGGAGUACCAGAAGGUGUUUUCAUGCUUGGGAAUUGUCCACAUGAUUGGCUAUUUCAUCGCGUAUCUUGUGUUGUGCACCAUGGUGGUGCCGGGACCACUGCAGCCGGUAUUGCGGCUGGUCGUUCCACCGUCAUUGUACCAUUCUUCGGAGAUCAACCUUUUUGGGGGGCUAUGGUUGCCAAAGCAGGUGCAGGACCCCAGCCUAUUCCAUAUAAGCAAUUGACAGCGGAAAAACUAGCCGAUGCUAUCAAAUUUGCUUUAGAACCAGCAACAUCAGAAAAAGCGGCGUCACUUGCGGCAAAGAUUGAAGCAGAGCAUGGUUCUGAAGACGGUGCUAUAUCCUUUCAGAAUCAUUUGAAUGUUGAGAAGAUGCGAUGCUCUUUGGACCCGGAUCGUACGGCCGUUUUCCGGAUCAAACGUACACAGGUUCGGUUGAGUGCUCUGGCUUUUGCUGUGCUUAAUGUGGAGGGAAAGCUGGGACUGGAUGAUGUGAAAUUGUAUCGGUCCAAAGAGUACAUGACUGAAGCUGACCCUACCGAUCCUGUCAUUGGAGGUGGUGCAGCCAUGUUAGACAGCAUCGAAGAAUUCCUCAUGGGUUUUGCAGAUUUGUCAAUAGAUGUUAAACGCAGUCUGAACACCAGAAUAGCGAGAUCACGCUCUCAGUCCCCUGCGAGCGUUAGCCGAAAAUCAGCAAGUCAAAGUCCAGCUGGCUCGCCGACUACAGCAGCACGUGCCAAAAUACUCAGCGAUGACGACUCUGUUAAGAACUUGACGGAGAUUAGUACUGUAUCCACGAAAGGGUCUACUUCAAGGCCGCUUUCGGGAGACCUCCAUAGUUCCACUGUACCGACUACAGAUCGACUAUUUGAUGAUUCUACUCGAGUGGAAACUCAGAGUGUAAAUUCCCUCCCUUUACCUAAAGAAACCCGAACUAGGAAACAUGCACGUACGAUCAAUGAUAUCCACGACAUUGAUCUCGACGGAAUCGUUUCCGCAGGAAAAUCAGCAGCGAAGCUUGUAAAUGUUGGUCUCAGAGCUCCCGCAAGCUUUACAAUGGCGGUCGCCAAAGGCUUUCAUAACGCACCAUUACUAUACGGUGACGAUACCGUUCGUGAGCAACCAAAGGUAACUGGUAUCAAAAGUGGCUUCAAGGCGGCCGGGAAGGAAUUUGGAUACGGAUUCUAUGACGGUAUAUCUGGCCUUGCGACUCAACCGGUUCAAGGUGUUAUAAAAGAAGGUCCUGUUGGCGCUAUCAAAGGCAUUACCAAGGGCAUCGGUGGUCUUAUUUUCAAGCCUGCGGCAGCCGUCUGGUCGUUGACUGGUUACCCGAUGAGCGGGAUUUACAAAGAGAUUCAGAAACGGUUUGGCGAGAGUGUGGAAAAUUACAUCAUGGCAUCCCGAUGUGCCCAAGGACUGGCUGAUCUUUCGAAUUGCACAACAGAAGAGAAGGAAAACAUAUUGAUGAACUGGUCAUAUUAUGAAGCAGAUAUCGUAGCAAAGAGAAAUGCACGACGCAACCGUAAGAAGAGCAACGGCACUGGGAAGAGAGCCAGGUCAGGAACUAUAGGAGACCGGAGCAAAGACGGCGAAAACACUGCAUCUGAGCGAGAUACGGAAUCAGUGAAAGCAGCGGAAAGGGCAAAUCGUCGUCAAUCACUGCGCCAGCUCUUUCGUGGCCGCUCUAAUUCUUCACCACCUCCAAGGACGUCAACACCUGAUUCAGCGCUUCCGGAUGAGUAUGAACAUGCCAUCCGACAUUCGGUGCUUGCAACGUCACAGAGAAAUGAUACCGAGGAUGAAAUGAUUGAACGUGCCCUGCGAGCUAGUAUGACAGAAUUAAGAGAUGCGAAAGCAGAUGGUGAGGAAGAGGAACGAGCGUACAGCCUUGCAGUGGAGGCAAGUAUCCGAGAAGCUGAGCGGGUGAUUGAAGAAAAGAAAAGGGAGCGCGAAGCACGAGGUACUGUGAGUGAAGUCGAAAAAUCGAACCAUAUCCAUGCACCUGAAUCGCAACCCCGCUCGAAAUCGGCAGAUGAAGCAGGCAAAGAACAACGAAAAUACCCACCGAAGUUACCACCGCGCAGUUCUGUGUCUGCAGAUCACGAUGCAGAAAUGGAGAAUGCAUUGAAGGAAUCUAAAAAAAGUUACGAAGAUGAUCUUCGACGAGAGAAGGAAGAAAUGGACAUUUUAGUUGAGUACGUCAAACGCCAGAGUUUGGCUGAAGCCGAGCAGCAGAAACAGCAACAGAAGCCAGCGGAUGUACAGCAGGAGAAAGCUAUGGAAUCAUAG